ACAGCUGUAAGCCCGCGCAGCACAAGUCGCUGUGGCUGUACAAGUGGGUUUCUUAUUAGAAAAUGUUCGUGUGUCUGACAAACGGGAUUCAAAUUGUUGCAUCAUGUUGAUAAGCCCGGAACAGGAGGCCCUGAUUGAUCGGGUGUUUGAAACCUAUCUGACAGAUCAUCAUCACAAUGACAUUCUUCAACUUAUUGAAGAGACUGAAGAUAAUGAAGACACUCAUCGCCCUCUAGUGGUUAAUGCCAUGACAUUGUUUGAGGCCAAUAUGGAGAUUGGGGACUAUUUCAAUGCAUAUCCCACUGAUAUCCUGGCUAUAUUUGAUAAAGUAUUAAACAGAAAAGCCAAAGCGGUAACAGACGACGGCUCACUCAAACAUAAUGAAGGGCAAAGAAAACAAGACCAGAGAUUGGUCCACACUCUUCAUGCUCGCAUUACAGGUCUGCCAGUGUGCCCAGAGCUGACAAGAGAUACAAUUCCUAGGACUAGAGAUGUAGGACACUUUUUGUCUGUAACUGGUACUGUAAUACGUACCAGUAUUGCCAAGGUUCUGGAAUAUGAGCGUGAUUACAUGUGCACAAAGUGUCGUCAUGUUUUCACAGUGCAGGCAGAAUUUGAGCAAUUCUACACGUUUGUCCCACCCGUAGCCUGCCCUAACCCCGAUAGCUGUAACUCGUAUAAAUUCACUUGUCUGUCUGAAGGAUCUGAACCUGCUGCUUGCAGGGAUUACCAGGAGAUCAAAAUUCAAGAGCAGGUGCAGAAACUUUCAGUGGGCAGUAUUCCUCGUUCUUUACUGGUAGUUCUGGAGAAUGACCUUGUCGACAGUUGUAAAUCUGGAGAUGAUGUCACUGUUUAUGGAGUGAUGUGUCUGCGCUGGAAAACCUUUUAUGAUGGUGCACUUUGUGAUGUGGAGUUGGUCCUCAAAGCUAACAAUAUAGAGGUAAACAACCAGCAGGCUGCUGCUGGACAGCUUGUAAAGGAUGCUCAGGAAGAAUUUGAAGAAUUCUGGAAUAGCUACAAACAUAAUCCUAUAGCUGGUAGGAACCAUAUCUUAUUGAGCCUGUGUCCACAGGUUUUUGGCAUGUAUGUAAUUAAACUGGCAGUGGCCAUGGUCUUGGCUGGGGGAGUUCAGAGAAUAGAUUCUUCUGGGACCAAAAUUAGGGGCGAGUGUCAUAUGUUGCUGGUUGGUGACCCAGGUACAGGGAAGUCUCAGUUCCUGAAAUAUGCUGCCAAGAUUAUGUGUCGUUCUGUACUCACAGCUGGAAUUGGCUCAACAAGUGCAGGACUGACAGUAGCAGCUGUGAAGGAUGGAGGUGACUGGCACCUGGAAGCAGGAGCCCUGGUCUUGGCAGAUGGUGGUUUGUGCUGCAUUGAUGAAUUCAACAGCAUCAAGGAGCAGGAUCGCAUCAGCAUCCAUGAAGCUAUGGAGCAACAAUCUAUUAGUGUUGCUAAAGCUGGCAUGGUGUGUAAACUGAAUACCAGAACUACCAUUCUGGCAGCUACCAACCCUAAAGGCCAGUAUGAUCCCAACGAGCCACUGUCUGUGAACGUAGCUCUGGCCAGUCCUUUGCUAAGUCGUUUUGACCUGGUUUUAGUUCUGCUGGAUACCAGAAAUGCAGAGUGGGACCACAUCAUCUCCUCUUUCAUUAUGGAGGACAGAGGACUACCUGAUCAGUGUUCGAGUCUGUGGUCUAUGGAGAAAAUGAAAGCUUAUUUCAGCCUGAUUAAGCAUUUAAAACCAGUGAUGUCAGAAGAAGCCAACUGUAUACUGACACGCUACUACCAGCUACAAAGACGGAGUGAUAGCAGCAGUGCUGCCCGCACAACUAUACGCACAUUGGAGAGUCUGAGCAGGCUGGCUGAAGCCCAUGCCAAGCUCAUGUACAGAGAGACAGUUACCAUAGAAGACGCUGUCAUUGCUGUUUCUGUUAUGGAGUGCUCUAUGCAGGGUGGCGUUCUGCAGGGAAAUGUGAAUACUUUAUUCACCUCAUUUCCUGCUGACCCUGUUGAGCAGUAUCAAACUCAGUGUCAGAUACUGCUCGAAGGACUGAACCUCCCACUGUUCCUUAAGAAGGAGCGAGACAGACUAUCCAGGUCAAAAAGCCAGACAUCAGAGUCUCCUGAAUGUGAUUCAUCAACUACUAAACUGAAGCAUCUACUCAGUGACGCAAACUCCAAAACACACACUAGCAAUUUGGAAAGUGGUAAUACAGUGAGGAGUGACUCGAACUGGUUCCACACCUCUCUGUCACUGUCCCCAAAUGAUAGGACCUCACCCAUAACUACACCUCAAGAAAAUACAAAAACUAUUUCAAGUGGAACAGACGUGUCUAAAGUAACCAGACAAUCAAGUUGUCGAUCUGAAAAGUUGACUUCGAGAAGGACCGUUGCUCCAGUUGUUUUUGGAAAUAUUACCUCUGUUUCAGAACAAAACAUACAAGGUAAGAAAAAUGAAAGCGUUACAGAAGAAAUCUCUAAAAGCCAAGAGGAGAUACUGAAAUAUGAGAAAAAGAAGCAUGAAGCACAUCCAGAGCCAUUGGGAUAUCAUUUUCAAAAGGUUUCUAGAAGCACAAUGGACUCUAAGAAUAUGGGAGAUAAAGGCUUUGGGCAACUGGACCUGAAACAUCAGCGAUUUCACAAAGAGGUUGGAAAAGGACACAGAGAAAGGCUGGUGUUUGGGGAUGAAAGUGAAAAUGUACUAGAGACAAACCUGUCCACUGACAAAGACAGCUAUGUAAAGGAGGACAAAUUGCACCUGACUGAAAGUAGGAAGAGCAGCGCUGUUCCAAGGGAGAAAAUGGCAGUCGAAGCGGAAACACACAUAGACUUGCGUGGAAAGUUGUCAAGAUUCAUGUUCAAACCAAGUAAGAUGAGAACUUCAGUUGACAACCAUAACAAUAAUGCCAGUCCAGAAAAGCAAAUGACAGUGAGCGUUAACACAAAGAAACCAAUUAGUCAUAAUGACGCACACCUGUGUCAGAGAACCAGAGUCAGCACUGGUGAUGACAGAGAUGUAUUUACUUCCACCCCACUUUCAAAAUCAAGUGCUUGCAUCACUAAUCAAACUACAUUACAAUCAGAACAGAUGAAGACCAGUAUAACUUCCUCAAGCUCAGAAAUUAAACUCUCAGGAUUCUCAUCUAUCUGGACAAGUGAACCCACAACAGCUCAAACAAAAAUGGAAAAGAGUACGCUUAAAAAAGGUGAUGCUGAUUGUUUGAGAGCUAAUUCAAAAGUCCACAAAAUUCUAAACAUCGCCAACCACAUAGGCAAGAAGUGCCAAACCAUACCCCCAGCAACAGAUUACACACCAGCAAACAAAUGUGAACUAGGGAUGAAGUCAACGAGUACAACAAUGUCCGAGUGCAAAAUAAAACAGACCGAAUUCAGUCAUACUGAAAACAACACUGUGAAAAUGGUAACUAGGGAUUCAGUUAACUGUCAAAGGACUGCCAGUCUAAAGAGAAAGUGUUUUACGAGUCCUCAGGAUAGUAAUAGUAGUGGUUCCAAAGGCCUAUUCUCAGGAUUGUCUCUGUUUGAGUCUGCCGAGUUAAAUAAUGAUGUUCUUGACACUGACUGGGACCAAGAGGUUUUGAAAAAAGCCAAAGUCUGAAAUCACAACGUUUGUGGAUAAAGAACUUUUUUCCUGAAGAAAACAUAAUCUGGUUGUAGGAAAUGAAUAAGUUUGACAGAAAAGUUUCCUGGGAUAUAAACUUGAGUUUAGCUCUUUAGCAUAGUGUCUAGUCACACAGUUUUCACCAGCUAGCUGCAGUUUGAUUUUUUUUUUUCUACUCCUGUACAAUGAAAAAGUACUGUGUUCAUAAUAGUAAGAUAUCCUUCCUUACAUGUGCUCAAUACAACUUUUUUUUUUGUUGCUUGUUCUGUAUUACACCUACGUGUAACACGUUUAACACCUGUUAAAAGUGAGUUGCUCACCGAGAUCUUUAUGUACAGCAAAUAAAAUAAACAUAAUGUGA
Messenger RNA from Pundamilia nyererei, 3977 nucleotides. RefSeq names its product minichromosome maintenance 9 homologous recombination repair factor (gene mcm9). Gene Ontology annotation, cellular component: nucleus; MCM complex. The record is from RefSeq and is a predicted model, not a curated record. Gene Ontology annotation, molecular function: single-stranded DNA binding; ATP binding; ATP hydrolysis activity. Gene Ontology annotation, biological process: double-strand break repair via homologous recombination. NCBI's taxonomy places the organism in Eukaryota, Metazoa, Chordata, Actinopteri, Cichliformes, Cichlidae. The transcript is spliced from 15 exons. The coding region runs from base 104 to 3613 and encodes 1169 amino acids.